AUCUUUCCCAGCUAGCUGUAACCGGCUAGCGAGUCUGUUGACGACUCGAGUUGACACCCUCCCCAAACCUCGGCAGCAGCUAAGCUGCACAGUCGACAUGGCAAGAAAAUAUCGCAACAAUUUCCUAAAAAAAGAUGAAAAUCUUCCAAGUCUUUUGGAAUGAUAUGCAUCACGCGAUGUGAUACAAAAUCCACAAUGUGUGAGGACAUUUAAGAACAAUUGAGUUCGGAAGAAAAAUUCUUGAUUCCAGUGGAAUCUUUCAUAUAUAUUAUUAUUAGUUUUUUUCUCUGUGUUAAAGCUUAAAUACAUUUACACCCACUUGUCCCAUCAACAUAUAACCAUGCCAGUGCAAGCACCACAAUGGACAGAGUUCCUGCUGUGCCCCAUCUGCACACAGACAUUUGAGGAGACUGUUCGCCGGCCCAUCAGCUUGGGCUGUGGACAUACUGUCUGCAAGAUGUGCCUGAACAAGUUGCACCGUAAGGCCUGUCCCUUUGACCAGACAGCCAUCAGCACAGACAUCGAGCAGCUACCUGUCAACACAGCCCUGUUGCAGCUGGUGGGAGGCCAGGUUCCUAAGGCUCAGCCAGUUGCCUUGAUUACCAGUCCAGAGGACUCGCAGCAUUAUGAGGAGGCCCGGCAGUGUGUGGAGGAGCUGGCCCUCUACCUCAAACCUCUCAGCAACACCAGAGGUGUGGGCCUGAGCAGCACGGCCCAGAGCAUGCUGAGUCGACCCAUGCAGAGGAAAUUGGUAACUCUGGUCCACUGCCAGCUGGUUGAGGAGGAGGGUCGCGUUAGAGCCAUGAGAGCUGCCCGCUCUCUGGGUGAGCGAACCGUUACCGAACUCAUCUUGCAGCACCAGAAUCCACAGCAGCUCUCCUCCAAUCUGUGGGCCGCUGUGCGUGCACGAGGAUGUCAGUUUCUUGGCCCAGCCAUGCAGGAGGAAGCUCUAAAGUUGGUUCUUCUUGCUCUAGAGGAUGGCUCUGCUCUGUCCAGGAAGGUGUUGGUUCUCUUUGUGGUCCAGAGACUUGAGCCACGCUUCCCGCAGGCUUCUAAGACUAGCAUAGGCCAUGUGGUGCAGCUCCUCUACAGGGCCUCCUGCUUCAAGGUGACCAAACGUGAUGAAGAUUCAUCCCUGAUGCAGCUGAAAGAGGAGUUCCGUACUUACGAGGCUCUGCGGCGCGAGCAUGACUCUCAGAUAGUUCAGAUUGCCAUGGAGGGUGGGCUGCGCAUCGCACCUGACCAGUGGUCUUCUCUGUUAUAUGGAGAUCAGUCUCACAAGUCACACAUGCAGUCUAUCAUAGAUAAGCUGCAGACCCCGGCGUCUUUUGCUCAGAGUGUCCAGGAGCUGACGAUUGCCCUGCAGAGGACCGGAGACCCAGCCAACCUCAACAGGCUGCGGCCCCACCUGGAACUACUGGCCAACAUUGAUCCCAGUCCUGAUGCUCCCCCUCCCACAUGGGAGCAGCUUGAGAAAGGGUUGGUAGCAGUGAAAACAGUGGUGCAUGGCCUGGUGGACUUCAUCCAGAACCACAGCAAGAAAGGAGCUGACCCUCAACAGCCUCCUCAGCACAGCAAGUAUAAGACAUACAUGUGUCGUGACAUGAAGCAGAAGGGAGGCUGUCCUCGAGGAGCCAGCUGCACCUUUGCUCAUUCUCAGGAAGAACUGGAGAAGUAUCGUAAAAUGAAUAAGCGUCUGGCAGCGCGCCUCCCUGGCUCAGGAGGGCUCAUGCCAGAUGAGGGCCUUCCUCUCGAUGUAGCAGUGACCCGGAAGCCUUCACCCCUCACCAACGGUAGUGGUGGACACUCUUUGCCCCAACUCAUUGCCCGUGGCACCGACACAGUCUCAUAUGAACUGUUGCGUAAACCCAUGAAGAUGGAUGGAGGGAGUCCCAGUGCCCCAGGAUCACCACCUGAUGGUAUGGACCCUGGGCUACCCAAACCUGGUAUGCCUCUGCCACCUCAUGCCAUGGCCCACCAAAGGAUGCCAGUGGACCACCUCUCUGGGGUGAAGCACAUGCCUGUGGUAGCCAGGGGUUCACCAGUGUAUACCCAGCCACCGCACCCUGAGAUGUGCUAUGACACCCGCCCACCACCUUCGGCUUCUCAGUAUGACCCUCCACAAUACCCCACAGGGUACCCCUACCAACAGCAACCACAGUAUGUCCCCCGGGAUUACAUGCGUAACCCUCCUCCCCCCAGUGAGUCAGGACCCCCUUACCAGGACCCCUACCCUGGCUACGGCCCUCCAGAGCGCCCCUAUCAGGCCCCUCACUCUGGUCCACCUUUCUCUUACCCUCAUCCUCCACACCAUGACCGAGGUCGCCACGGGACCUACACUGGCCCACCACCUCCCCCACAGCCUUAUCCAUCUCAGAGGGAUGGCCUGGUCAGAAUGAGUCCCGCACCUCUGGAUAUGCCCCCACCAUCAGCAGGACAGGCUAACUCCCUUUAUCACCAGGAGCCCAGUGCCCGUGAUAGAUACCCUCCAGAUGGCUACUAUACACAGAAUGCUCAGCCUCCACCCAUGAGGGCUUAUGGAAGGGGACCAUCAUAUAGUGGUUCACAGCCCAGCCUGGACUACCUGCACCGACGUCGGCAGGAGCUGUUAUCCCAGCUGGAGGAAAGGAAGGUCAUCUCCCCUCCACCAUUCGCUGCCUCCCCCGUUUCUCAUCCCUUCCCCAGCGACUACCCUCCAGAGUAUGGCGAGGAGAGCUCCAAAAACAUGGUGAAAUGCAGAGAACCUGACUAUGCAGGGCAGUACUCUCCCUGGUCUUGUGAAACCAUUGGCUCCUACAUUGGCACAAAGGAUGCCAAACCCAAAGACGUUAUGGUUCCUGGUACCAUGGACAUGAUGAAUGCGGAGGCUAAGGGUCUGAGGGAACCAUCGCUGGAGGCUCCUCGGAGGGGUGCAGAAGUCAAAGACGAUGACCCUAUUAUCCCAUUUGGCCCCCAGCCUACCGUGUCGCGCUUCGGUGCCAUCUCCCGCACCUCAAAGAUGGGCUACCAGACCGCAGGCCCUGUGCAGGCUAUGGCCUCCACGCCCCAGAACCCAAGCUCUAAACAUAUGGCCAUGUCAGCAGAAUACACAUAUGGGAGCCAUGGAGGAUGGGGUGGAGCUUCAUACCCCUCCCACCAGACUGCCUCCUCCUCUCAGGGACAUUUCAGUGAACGCCUACCUAUGGCAGCCCCAGACAGAGAACAGUUAAAGAUUGAGCUGCAACAGGUCAACCAGCAGAUCAACCAACAGACCCAAAUGCGAAGCAUGGAGGCUGCCAGUAACUCUUUACUGCUGCAGAGGGAGGCCAGUGCAUUGGCAGGCCAGCCUGGGCAGCCCAGCCAGAGCCAGGUGUCAGUAGCUCAGCAGCAGGCCAAGUGGCCAGCAGGGGGAGCAAGUACAACAGCAGUCUCCAGUGAACAGCUAAGCAUGGAGCUCCACCAGGUGGAGAGAGAGAUUGGCAAGAGGACCCGUGAGAUGGCUUUGCAGGAAAACCAAGUAGCCCAUGAUGUUCAGCAGUACAAGAUGAAGACAGCAGAGAAUGGACAACCAGAGCACAAAACUCAGCUGGAAGAAAUCUCCCUGGCUCUUGGCGAGGUGUCAAAUGGCUCCAGCAGUCUGCAAGAAAGUGCAGUGGGCGGGUCCAUGCUGUCACUGACCAAUAAGACGUCUGCGAUGAGCCUGUGCUCUGAUCCAGGUGCCACUGGGUCAGAGAUGCAGAAGAAUGGCGUCGUCCAUUCCUGCUCUUAGGCAGUACACACUUACACACAGACACAUACAUACACACAUGCACACACUCAAGAUGCUCAAUUGAAAAGCAUGCACAGGCACACAUACACCCAUUCUAUUUAGAAGAUGAGCAGUAUCUGCCGUGAUAUGAAUUUUCUUUCUUUUUGUUCUGUGAAUGAGCUUUUUUUAAUGACUUUCCUUGCCUGGAAACCAGAGCAUAUGAUAACAUUUCUUGUGUGUGUUUAAUUAUUUUCUUUUCUUUUUUGUACUGGGAUUAUAGAUUAACAAGGCUCACAAUAGAUAUAUCAGGAAGAGAAAAUGGUGGUGAUGUUGACAGUUGUACUGGUAAUUUCGUUCAAAAAGGAUAGGCCUAUUUCAUCCUUAAUAAACACAAAAAAAAAACAUAGUCAAGUAUUUGAUCGAUCCUCUCCAGAUAAGAUUUUUGAUUUAGUUGUACCAGCAUACAUGGAGAUGAACGGUUAGAUACAGAGGAGCAGAUUAACAAGCACUUUCACAUGCACUCUGAGGAACAUUCUUGCAAUCUGGCGAUCUAUGAAGGUAUUGUAGGAAGCGGCAGAAGUGUGUCACUUGGUUCUCAACCCCAGAAUCGUAAAAAAAAAAAAAAAAAAAAAAAGUGGUUGCCCAGGUGUAGAUGGUCUGAGGAGGGAAAAUCAGUACAAUAUUUCACCAGUAUUCAGCUGAAAUGGAUUUGCAAGGUGUUUCAGAAAUCACUUUUGCACCACAUGCACGUCCUCACCUGCCACAAGAAGUAUGGUUUUAUUAGUGCAUUUUAUGAACACAUCAUAUGUCUGUUUCAUACUUGAAAGCAGUAUAUUAUAUAUUUAAUUGAAGCAUUCUGUUUUAAAGAUUGCAACAAGUGUUUUUGAUAAUAAGCUUUCCACGUUUUCUAUAAGGGAAUCUACUAUGUGCUUCUCUUGGUUGUGAUGUGACCUAAUGUGGUUUGGUUACAAUGCCUUUCGCCUGUGCUCCUUAAGGCUGCAUUCAGUCCGAUUGCGUUGUGAGAUUUUUCACAGCAUGCUCAAAAAUGUCGAUUUUUUUUUUUUGGGGUGAAUGCACGUGAUCAGGCUGAGAGAAAGUACAUCUUUCUGCCUCAGGAGUCAGGCGAGUAUCUUUAUAACAUAGGUUAAAUAAGGAUUUCCCUCCUCAGAGCUUCUCGUCUCACCACUCAAAAGGCCUCCCCAUUGGGAUUAUCUUGUCAUUUGUUCUCCUAACUUCUAUGAAGUUGCCUUCCCUUGUGUUUUUUUUUGUUCAGUUUUAUCUUUUCAUGCUUUACGUUGUUACGAUUUGGGGUGUGUGGCUUACCUAGUGAAGGCUUUAUAGAGCUUAGCUGAAAGCGUGUCCUCUGUCAUAAAAUGGUUGAAUUUCAAGCAAAACUCAGACUUAAGGGUAACUGUUGUAGCGUUUUUAGCUACACAGUACAUUUGAAAUCAUGUUUACAGCUGAGGACAUUAGUGUUGGUCACUGAGGGGUGAACAAAACAAACGCAAAUAGCAGAUUUGAUGAGUUUGUUUAUAUCGCAUUGAAUAUAUUUAAGCAUCUUUAUUGGCGAGUAUUACAAUAUUCUGUUUAGUAUCACAUUUUCCUUUUCACACCUUGAUGUCAUCAUCACCACCAUUACCACUGUUAUUGCUCUUCCUCCAUCAUGUAAAUUGUUUACUGCUAAUGCUCAACAUAGAGCUCUUUGCCUUUUGUAAACAAUUGGCAUGAUUGGCUCCAGUUUUACAGCUCUGCUGAGAGCUAGCGAGUCCUUGUGUUUGAACGGUUGGAUAGAGGAGACGCUCUGGGUCAAGUCAUUUACGUUUAACGUUGAGCCUUCGUUUUGGUCAGACGAGGGGUACUGAAAAACUGACAGUUUGACAAAUCCCUGAUAACCGAUGAGUCAUAAAUAAAGACACAAAUGUUUUGUGUCUCUCAUCUGGGUUGUUUGAUGGGCAUCUCUUUCAAUUUGUCAGCGCCACGAUAGUGGAUGUUUGGGUUUUUCUUUUCUUUUUUUUUUAAUUUUUCCUACCACACUUCAAGCCUCUGGCUGCUCCUUGCUACAUUUAUUGUUUAGGUACACAGCUCACUUAUACAUAUGAGUAUGUAUACAUACAUUAAUAUACUAAAGCACUAUUAAUGUGCCACCUCUUAUUUUACUCGCUCAGCAUUUAUAUUAAAUGAUCUCUACUUAGAAUCAGCAAAAUGUUUUUGUUUCUUUUCGUUUGACUUGUUUUCUGUCCACUGGUUGCCAACACAGACUUUAUCCUUUCCCAGACGAAGGACUUCUGUGCGCAUUGAUGUGUGUUCACUUAAUCUUUUGUGUUCAAACAAAGAUGUUCUUUAUAGACUAUGCUUCCGAAGACAAAUUUAUGGAGACGUUUGUGUGUGAUAGAUUGUAUUGUAGAAAAUGUACCCUACGUUUUUCUCCCCCCCCACCCCUCUCAGAGUGUGCUGUACUGGGUAAUAGUUCUGAGGUAUUAGAAAGGUGUUGGGGUUUUUUUUUCCCACCCUUGCCCCCAAGAGGAUAUUCAGGAAGUCUCUGAUGAUAGGUUGGCCUUAAAUCCUCUGGCAAUGCUCCUUUACAUUGUCCGCUAUGGGAGCACAAGGCGAUCUCAAAAAUACUAAUUGGCAUGAUACAGAGUCAUACAGAUGGACUCUACUGUAGUAGAUCUCCCCCCCCCCCCCCUUCCCUUUUGAAAAUGUCAUGUAAAACAGCAACAUGCAAUAAUGCAAAUCUGUCAAGAUUUGAAGCAAAAUGUGUUUUAUUAAUUUUUUUUUCUAAGGAAAUGUUGACGUAGCUUGGUUUGUAGUUCUUUUCUCUAUCUCUUGUUUUCUGUUUCUGCAAUAGUUGAGUGAAUUUACUGACCUGCAAGUCUUACAGUCUUUAAUGCAUCAUCUGACCUGAUGUGUAGUCAACAGCUAAGAGUAUGACAGUUACACACUAGUUUGGUUCUUCUUUGUCAAGUAUUCACAAGAAAUCGGCCCACCAGCUUAAUUCUGCUGUAAUGUCAUGAAUUGGCAACACAUGGUGUUAAUUUAAUAUCACUCUCUCUUAAGUGCAAGUCAACCAAAACUAUGAAUGCUGAUUCUACCUGAUAGGUCCCUGCAGGUCUGAAUGAGCCUAAAUGGCUUUAGCUUAGCAGAACUGACAUACAAGGAUGCAUGGGGUGGUUUACUAUGUAGUAAAUAGCAAAGAUGUUCAUUUCAAUCUCCUGUGUGUUUUUGUUUCUGAGUGGAACUGCUGCCUCUGCCCCUCAUUUACAUAACCAGUUAACCCCUCCACUCCCACCCUUGACCACUGAACUCUGUUACUGCUGUUUGAGGCUCACAUUUUAUUCCCUGACUUUCUGGGGAAAUUCGCAAAUGGCUAUUUUAUAUGAUUACUCCCUUGUAAAAUAUCUCUUAAAUUAAGGUACAGGUUUGAUUUCAGCAAGAAAAAAGAAGUUUUUAUAUGUAUAUUAUACUCCAUUAAGGAAUGUCUAGAAUUAUCUUCCUCCAAUGUGGAUGUAGCCAUUAUUACGCCAUUUUAUGACUUUGUAAGAGAAUUCACUGUGUGAAAAUUGGUUUGCAUUUUUGUAUAAUACAAUCUGCUUUUUUUUUCGUUUGAUACGAGAGGGAGGUCAAACUGGAAGUUUGAAGAGAGAAAAAAAAAUGAACCUGUGAAAUUGAGAAAACAAAGUGUAACUUAUGUACAACAGUGAUUCUAAGCUGAGGGGAAAGGAUUAAAUGAUAUUGCUAACUCGG
Messenger RNA from Sander lucioperca (pikeperch), 7471 nucleotides. RefSeq names its product ring finger and CCCH-type domains 1b (gene rc3h1b). The transcript is spliced from 20 exons. The record is from RefSeq and is a predicted model, not a curated record. Bases 341 to 3748 code for a protein of 1135 amino acids. Gene Ontology annotation, molecular function: metal ion binding. NCBI's taxonomy places the organism in Eukaryota, Metazoa, Chordata, Actinopteri, Perciformes, Percidae.